This is a messenger RNA of Manacus vitellinus (golden-collared manakin), 2223 nucleotides long. It is a transcript of the gene TAF1D, whose product is annotated as TATA-box binding protein associated factor, RNA polymerase I subunit D. The record is from RefSeq and is a predicted model, not a curated record. The coding region runs from base 108 to 1205 and encodes 365 amino acids. Gene Ontology annotation, biological process: regulation of DNA-templated transcription. The transcript has 15 exons. Gene Ontology annotation, cellular component: nucleoplasm; RNA polymerase transcription factor SL1 complex; nucleus. NCBI's taxonomy places the organism in Eukaryota, Metazoa, Chordata, Aves, Passeriformes, Pipridae.
GUUGGUUGUUUUUCUCCCUAGGGGCUCUGCGUGCUCUGCUAGCCGUCCAGACGGAGCUGCAGGAGAGGCCGCAAAGGAUGCUGAGCUGCGAUCUGGCAAACUGAAAUAUGACUGAUCGAGAUGAGCCUCAGGCUUCUGGCUCUGAUUACCAUGGUGCCCAAGAUCUGAUACAUGGUCAUCAGGAGCCAUCCAAGGAGUAUGCAUGGCAGACAAAUACAAGAAAGGAGUGUUCACGCUCAAGGCAGAAGAAUGCUGCUCCUGGGGAGUCUUCGAAUCAUCUUAACAGUAUAUGUGAAUCAUCAACUGCUUCAGCUGAGGUUUUACUUAUCAGCAGCGAUUCAGAAAUUGAUGUCUCUGUUGCUCCUGGCAGUGAGUGCCAUCCUGGGUGCUCCAUUGCACCAUCAAAGCAAAAAAGGAGGUGUCAGUCUUCAAGGCAACAAGCUGAAUCUGUUGCAGAAGUGCCUGACAAUGAAAGCUCGUCAGAUUCUUCUCUGUCUCCCCAAAGUCCAAUGAAAUCAUCGGAAGUUUCCAAGCAGCAGAAGUCAAAACUCAAUUUGAAAGCCAUUUUUGCCUAUCACUUCAGGGGAAAGAAGUUUAAAGCUGCCGCACACCGAAAAUACAAAGCUGGCUCAGGGAAGAAAAGGAAGAAAAAGAAAAAAUGUGAGGGCACAAGGAUGCCCACAGGGAGACCACCACUGACAGCCUCACCUCAGGAGCAAAAGAGGAGGCUACUGGACAGAGGUUUUCAGUUCCCUUUUGUCGAAAAACAUUAUGGGGAGAAACAUAUUCCCUUAAAGAUGGUUCUUGGCUAUGAGCAAGCAGCUGCAAAGGGAUAUUUCAAGUACAUUGAAGUGCUUAAAUAUGAAGAACAUCUUAAAAAAGCUUUAAAAGCCCUUCAGGCUGGUGAAGACUUAGAAAAAGAAUGUGUGGUAUUACGGAAACACAAAUACCUAGAUGAUGAAGGCCCCAUUUCUCCUAUUCAGGAGACAGAUGAUGAUGAGGACAGCUUGAAUUCUGAUAAUAAAGAGCAAUAUGAUGCCAGAAUAGUGGAGAACAGCUCUUUCAUUAUAAGCAGCACAAUUCCCAGUAAGAAAAAAUCAAAGCCAGAAACAAAACGUGCAAAAUCAACUGAAGUGAUUGAAAUAGAGGAUGACGAAGACAGUGCAGAGGAGAACUCCUUGCCUGUGCAAGGUUCACCUCUGUGAACAGCAGAUGGGACAAAUGAGGUGUCAGUGGUCGUUUUUCAUGGCCUGCUUCGUUUAAAGCAUUGGUCUGAAGUCAAUCUUGAGCUAUCCACCGAGCUACCCAGUCACAUCUGGUGUAAUUUUAUAUUGCUUUUGGAGGAUGAAAUACCACUCAGUUUUCUUGCUGCACGAGAUGAGAACACCAAUGCUGCAGCAGUGGGCAGAUUUAAUUUUUUGGGGAGCAUUUGAUUUAUUAUGGCUGUUUGCUGGCCCGCUGAUUCACAAAUCUGACAGUUCAGUGAAUUUCUGUUCAACAUGGGAGUGAAGGAGGGGCAUUCUUGUGAUGUCUGGAAUGCAGUAGAAGGCCUCUACUUAAGUGAAGUCCAUGUGAUAGUCCAGUCUGAACUACUGUCUUGGAGGCAUGUAUUUAGAGAAAAUAACAGAAGAAAUGCAGGAUGCCAUUUCACAGCAAUCCGAAGCUAUGUCUAGGGUGUACUGUGACAUGCUUUGAUAGAAAUGAAAAAAAUUAUUCAAGUGGAAAAGCUUGGUGCUUUAGGAUACUGAACAAAGUGAACCUUCCUGUAUUAAAAAGAUGAGCUGUGGAAGAUAAAAGCAACCUGUUUUAUAGUGUCUGCUACCAAGUUGCUGCAUGUCAGAGGGAUGAGAAACUCUACCUGAGUGCUACCAAAGUGAGUGUGAAGGCUCUGGUGAUACUGCUGAAAGUCUGCUGCAGUGAGCUACACAGCUGUUCCAAAUGGAGAAAGAUCUUACCUAAAGUGUUAAUUGCAGUUAUUUGGCAUUAAAAGUAGUGCAUAUUGUAACUUGCCUCUUGUCCUCCUGUGAGAUAUGAAGGUGCCUGUGUGCGAUGUUAGAGAAGACCAAGCUGAGUAUAUUGUGUUGUAAUUUGACUGAAAAUAACUUGAUCAGGUGUUUUCCCUAACUUCCCUGUCACUGAAUUCUCACUGUACUGAAGCCCUGGAUAGGUAUUUAUUCUGUACAGAAUGUCACAGCAUUUAAAUAAAACUGUCUCUGAGCUGCA